AUGGCGAAGGCGAUUUGUUUCUUCGAGCUCAACACCGGGGCCAAAAUCCCUUCCGUCGGGUUGGGAACUUGGCAGUCCGAUCCUGGCGUCGUCGCCGACGCCGUCAUCACUGCCGUCAAGGUUGGAUACAGGCAUGUUGAUUGUGCUCAAAUUUAUAACAAUGAGAAGGAGGUUGGUACUGCUCUCCAGAAAUUAUUCAGCGAGGGUGUGGUGAAGCGCGAGGAUUUGUGGAUCACUUCCAAGCUAUGGUGUAAUGAUCACGCGCCAGAAGAUGUUCCCAAGGCAAUAGACAGAACCUUGGAGAACUUGCAGCUCGAGUAUCUGGAUCUUUACCUGAUCCACUGGCCCGUGAGCAUGAAGAAGGGCUCGGUUGGCUUCAAGCCUGAAAACCUUACCCAGCCGGACAUACCCAGUACAUGGAAAGCGAUGGAGGCACUAUACCGUUCUGGCAAGGCUCGUGCCAUUGGAGUGAGCAACUUCUCCUCAAAGAAGCUCGGCGAUUUGCUGGAAAUCGUGGAAGUUCCUCCUGCUGUCAACCAAGUGGAAUGCCACCCUUAUUGGCAGCAAGGGAAGCUGCGCGAGUUUUGCAAAUGCAAGGGCAUACAUUUAUCAGGUUAUUCGCCCUUGGGUUCCCCAGGCAAAGAUUCUAUCAAGACCAAUAUCCUUAAGAAUCCAGCGGUCACUACCACAGCAGAGAAACUGGGCAAGACUCCGGCUCAGGUGGCGCUCCGUUGGGGACUCCAAACGGGCCACAGCGUGCUUCCCAAGAGCACGAACGAAGGGCGAAUCAAGGCAAACUUCGACGUCUUUGACUGGUCCAUACCCGAUGACUUGUUCUGCAAGUUUUCCGAAAUAUCUCAGGAGAAACUAAUCAAGGGCACCGGCUUUGUGCAUGAGACUCUGGGUGCGUACAAGACAGUCGAAGAACUUUGGGACGGCGAGGUUUAAAUAGGACUCGAGCAACCAUCUGAAGCAUGAGAGCUGCGGUUUUCCUCGACCAGCUUAGCUUCUAUUUACUUUCGCAUUAGCUGCGUAUGCC
This is a messenger RNA of Eucalyptus grandis, 1039 nucleotides long. Its product is annotated as NADPH-dependent aldo-keto reductase, chloroplastic. Lineage: Eukaryota; Viridiplantae; Streptophyta; Magnoliopsida; Myrtales; Myrtaceae. Gene Ontology annotation, cellular component: cytosol. The record is from RefSeq and is a predicted model, not a curated record. Bases 1 to 948 code for a protein of 315 amino acids. The transcript has 7 exons. Gene Ontology annotation, molecular function: aldose reductase (NADPH) activity.